AUGAUCAAUCAAACGACUAUAGCAGAAUUCUUACUUCUUGGAUUUUCUGAUGUCCGAGAAUUACAGAUUUUACACUUCAUUGCAUUCCUUUUCAUUUAUCUUGUAACCCUGACUGGGAACAUUCUCCUCAUUGUGACUGUUGCCCGGCAUCCAAAGCUUUAUAGCCCCAUGUAUUUCUUUCUGGUCAAUUUAUCAUUCCUAGAUGCCAAUUAUAUUUCCACCAUUGUUCCCAAAUCCAUUUUUGACUCUUUGUUAAACAAGAGACAGAUUUCAUUUUCUGAAUGUAUCACUCAGGCUUUCUGGGUCCUCACAUUUUCAGGCACUGAGCUGUUUAUUCUCACUGUCAUGGCCUAUGACCGCUACGUGGCCAUUUGCCACCCUUUGCAAUACAGGCUCAUCAUGAACUGGAAUGCCUGUUUUCAGAUGGCAGCUGCUUCUUGGGUUUGCAGUUCAAUCAAUGGCCUGGUACAUACUGCAAAUGCAUUGGGCUUGCAUUUUUGUUCCUCAAAUAUGCUUGGAAAUUUUUUCUGUGAUAUUCCACAGUUAUUGGCAUUGUCCUGCACUGACACAACAAGAAAUCAAGGGCUCCUUCUUGCUGUGGCUGUCUUUGUGGGUUCAUUUUGCUUUUUCUUUGUUUUUAUUUCCUAUGCUUACAUUUUUUCUGCAGUAUUCAAGAUUCAGUCUACUGAGGCCAGGUACAAGGCCUUCUCCACUUGCAUUCCACACUUGACUGUUUUUUCAUUAUUUAUCAGCACUGCCUCAUUUUCUUACCUCAGACCAAAAGCCUGGUCCUCUCUACCUAUGGACAUGAUAGCUGUCAUUUUAUAUACAGUUUUGCCACCCUUAAUGAAUCCCAUCAUUUAUAGCCUGAGGAACAAAGAGAUAAAAAAAUGCCUGAUGAAAAUGUUGAAAAGGUAA
Messenger RNA from Protobothrops mucrosquamatus (brown spotted pit viper), 918 nucleotides. Its product is annotated as olfactory receptor 14C36-like. The record is from RefSeq and is a predicted model, not a curated record. The coding region runs from base 1 to 918 and encodes 305 amino acids. The transcript has a single exon. Gene Ontology annotation, biological process: G protein-coupled receptor signaling pathway. Gene Ontology annotation, molecular function: olfactory receptor activity; G protein-coupled receptor activity. Gene Ontology annotation, cellular component: membrane. Lineage: Eukaryota; Metazoa; Chordata; Lepidosauria; Squamata; Viperidae.